Messenger RNA from Xylaria bambusicola, 1293 nucleotides. RefSeq lists its product as uncharacterized. Bases 1 to 1293 code for a protein of 430 amino acids. The transcript has 3 exons. NCBI's taxonomy places the organism in Eukaryota, Fungi, Ascomycota, Sordariomycetes, Xylariales, Xylariaceae. The record is from RefSeq and is a predicted model, not a curated record.
AUGUCUCAUGCAGAGCCUACCGGUACUUGUGAGAGGACUCUGGAACCUGUCUGGCUUCCAUGCAAAGAUCAGCCAAUUGGGGGAACUUUGAGCCAAAGAUUGCUCUACGCUACAAAUAACAGCGAUCGUGACUGGUUCCUGAGACUUGCAACCGCGAUAAUGGGACAUGCUGCCCUCCAAGGCUAUGCCCUGAUGUUGUUUUAUCUCUUUGUCCUGGCCCUGGAGGUGGCAAGAGCUGGAAAUGAAAAGAUUGGAGCAGGACAGUCCCAAUGGAAAGCCCCUGGAUUGUAUUCGCCCGCUGGCCUACUAGCCGUUUUGGUGCUUGACGAUUCAAAGGAGGAAGAGUCGCACGACCUGAAAAUGGUAAUCAGCCAGCUGGAAAGCAACUGGAUGCUCUCCCCACGCAAUACGCUAAAUGUGACACGGGGCUAUUGGUGCGGCCUGAAUUCACAGAAUAUCCACACAGUCUUCCACCCAGGGCAGGAGGGGACGAUUGAGUCUCGUUCCAGUAGUAACUACGUGCCCCUUGCUAACUACACAUCACUGUUUCACAAUUUUAUUGAAUGCAGGAAGCAAAUCAAUAAAUACUACUUGCAGCCCUGGGCACAAGGUAUUUUCUUGUCACGCGACCCUGACCUUGAGGAUCUGCCUGGCGCUAAGCCCCCAGAUAUGUCGGGUACGCAGGCUGGGAUUGAUGUGGAGCCUGGUAACAAGAUCAACAACGACAUUCUCAAGAACGGCAGCCGUGUUCUAGAACCCAGCUCGAGUGUUCAUAUAGAGUCGGCUACAUUGAGAUCAAACCCUUUAGGGGCGAAAAGAGACCCUAUUGAUAGCCUCGCCACAAAACGUCUCAGGCACAUCACAAGUGCAGACUCUCGAGAGUCUACCGCCGAAUUUCAAACAGGCCUAGUGAUCAAAAUGCGGGAACUUGGGGCCCGAAAUAACCACCUCACUACUAUGCUGAAUGGUCCCACACCCGAGAACGCGGGAACCGAACUGCAGGAUCCACCCCUACGGGGACUUAGAGGCCGACUUCACGACCUUAGAACUUCUGCACAGAAUGAUCGCAAAUUCGUGAACGCGCAAUUAGAUUUGAUUCAAUCACAGAAUGCAGAAACCGAGCUGCAGAAUUCAAAUCUCUUCAGGCCGCUCGAGACGGACGACCAGACAGUCAAGCAAGGUUUUAAGCAAAGUUUGGAGAAGGUCAACAAUGAUAUGCAAGAGAAGCCGAACGCCCAUGACCUCGGACUCGAGCAGCAGCAAGACAGGCUACUACUCCUCUCGCGUCCGUGA